Messenger RNA from Halteromyces radiatus, 2600 nucleotides. Its product is annotated as transmembrane amino acid transporter protein-domain-containing protein. The record is from RefSeq and is a predicted model, not a curated record. The transcript has 5 exons. The coding region runs from base 164 to 2386 and encodes 740 amino acids. Gene Ontology annotation, molecular function: amino acid transmembrane transporter activity. Gene Ontology annotation, biological process: amino acid transmembrane transport. Lineage: Eukaryota; Fungi; Mucoromycota; Mucoromycetes; Mucorales; Cunninghamellaceae.
UUUUUUUUUUUUUAACAACUUAUUUUAUACCAUUCCACGUAUCCAAUAAAACUCACUACUUUUAAUUAUAAUACAAAACAAUAAGAUACCCUCCAAGUUUAUUCUAUUUAUUCAUCCAUUAGUCUUCCUGUAACUUACAAUUACGCAAACCAAAUACUAAACAAUGUCGUCUCCUUUACCUGUCAAUGCCAAACAAUACUGGGCUAACAAUAUAGAUGAAGAAUCAACUCAACCCUCUCAUUCUGGUGUUGGCGGUGAUAAUACUGGUAUUCUCUCAAGUUCAUAUGAUCGAAACAUGGCCACUGCAAGAUUAACAUCUUCUCCAGUUCCUCCCAAUUUUUCUGGUUCUCGACAUUCCCCUCCUUCAGGUGAUGGAAGUGAUGGAUUAUCCCAAAGGUCUUUAGGAAGUCAUACCGAUUUAGAACAAUUAUUUACCACUGGUACUGGAUUGUUUCGUCCAAUGUCUACACCUACUUAUAACUAUGAAGAUAAUACAGUAUCUGCUGAUAUGACUGAUGAUCGGAUUGCUAGAGUCGUCAAAAGGCAUUUGGCUGGUGCUUCCUCUCCAACUGGCUCAGCUCGAAGUGCUUCUCCCAAUAAUAAUCUUUCUCGUGUCAAUACACAUAAUUCGGUUGGCAACAAUAGAAUGGAUCAUUAUGGAUCAUCAAGUCAAACUGGUAGUCUCUUUGAUUGGACAGAGGAUUGGAAUGGUGGUGGGUCUUCUUCUUUAGUGAUCAAUGCACAUCAGUUACCCGGCGGCGCAAUCACGCACGAUAUUUACAAAUGGGCCGAGGAUCAAGAACUUGAACAAUGCAAACGCCAACGGUCCCAAUCCAUGUAUAUUCCUCGUCAAGAGCAUACUGAUCCAGCAUUGGCUCAUUUAAAGGAUCCUGGUGGUUUCCGUCGUCAUUUUGUCGUGGAUAAAGCUGCUCGCGAAGGAAAAGAACCUCCUCAUUGGAUGACUCGUACUUUUGUUGACUUUUUGGCUCUCUAUGGACAUUUUGGUGGUGAAGAUCUCAGUGAUGAUGAAGGUGAAGAGGAUGAAUUCGAGGAUCGACUUUCAAUAGAAGAAGAAGGUUCUACUGGUAUACGACGACGACGACGACAAAGAGAAGAGGAUGAGGAUGAUGAAACUUCUCCUUUGAUUCGAAAAGCACAAGCAAAUGCAGUUCAAGGAACAGCAACUCCUGCAAAGGCGGUAUUUCUUUUACUCAAAUCAUUUGUUGGCACUGGUGUGAUGUUUUUACCCAAAGCUUUCUACAAUGGUGGUUUAUUUUUUUCCACGGCAUUAUUAACCACUAUUGCUGCAGUGUCUCUUUAUACAUUUUUACUUUUGGUGGAAACAAGAAAUAAAGUACCUGUCUCAUUUGGUGAUAUUGGUGGUAUUCUAUAUGGAAAACGGAUGAGGAUGGCUGUCUUGAUUGCAAUCACAUUUUCUCAGAUUGGUUUUGUAUGUGCUUAUAUGGUAUUUGUUGCUCAAAACAUGCAAGCAUUAGUUGAAGCAUUAUCAAACUGUGAAAUUCGUGUACCGUUAUCUUAUUUAAUCCUUGGUCAAAUUGCUAUCUUUGUACCUUUGGCGAUGAUCCGCAAGAUUCAAAAGUUGUCUGCCUUUGCUUUGAUUGCUGAUUUAUUCAUUUUACUUGGUUUGAUCUGUCUUUAUUACUAUGAUUUCUCCACUUUGAUGACUCUGGGUAUUGGAAAUGUAGAAUGGAUUAUCAAUGCAAAAUCUUUUCCAAUGUUCAUCGGUACAGCUGUCUUUACUUAUGAAGGUGUUGGUUUAGUGAUCCCUAUUACUGAAUCUAUGAAGGAACCAGAAAAGUUCCCCAAGGUACUUUCUUAUACUAUGAUUGGCAUUACGACGAUCUUCUUAUCAGUUGGCUUCUUUUCUUAUUUGGCAUUCGGCAACAAUGUACAAACAGUGAUCUUGUUGAAUUUACCUGGAACGGCGGCCGUCAACACUGUGCAAGCACUAUAUGCAUUAGCCAUCUGUCUUUCGAUCCCUCUCCAACUAUUCCCAGCAAUUCGUAUUACUGAAAACGCUCUGUUCUCAAAAUCUGGAAAGAACAACCCGGUAGUGAAAUGGCAAAAGAAUGUGUUCCGAUUUGCUGCUGUCCUAGCAUGCGCCUCUAUUGCUAUCAUUGGUUCUGGUGAUCUGGAUAAAUUUGUCUCUUUGGUAGGCUCUCUCUGUUGUGUACCGCUAUGCUUCUUGUUCCCUCCCUUAUUCCAUCUCAAGGCAAUUGCAAACACCUGGCGCCAAAAGGUUAUCGAUAUCUCCAUCUUGAUCUUUGGUAUUCUUUCCAUGACUUAUACUACUGGUAUCACCAUCGUGCUUUGGUCUCAAGGCGGUGACGAGGCUCCUAUCAGUCGAUGUAUCCCUGGCAACUAAACAGCAAUAACAACAAAAUUAGAAAUAUAUUGGAAAAUCAAUAGGAUGAUCUGGUUUGAAGAAAUUUAUCAACAUUAGUGUAAAUUCCUUUUUUUGAUUUUCAUUUUUAUCUCUCUCUCUUCUUUUUAAUUAUGAAUAUUAGUGAUAGCGAUGAUCAUAGUAGUACCUAUAGUAUACCUUUAUUAUUAUUAUUAUUAUUAUUAUUAUUAUUAUU